GAAACCCGGAUCCGAUAAGUCCCUUCUGCCCUCCGCCCGUCUGCUUCCUGCCCUAGAAGGGUCUGCCGUAUGACCAUCUCGAAGCCGAAAGCGAACACUUGAAGAAGAAGAGAAGAAGAACAAGAAAAGGGAAGGCGGGAUAAAUCGGAGUGCUGAACAUGCCGGACUACGGGGAGAGAUACGAAGACAACGGCGACGGGUAUGGUUUUGGGUAUGGCGCUGCGUCCCCUCCGGCGAAGGGGAGCGGUUUCGACGACUUAAACGAUUCCAGAUCUCAGUAUGAAUUUCGUGAACAAGUGAGAGGGUCUUCAAAUAGCAAAGACAAGGAUAGGGAAAGAGAUAGGGAUCGUGAUCGAGUCAGGGAUCGGGAUCGGGAUCGUCAUCACAAACAACACAAGGAUAGAAGUGAGAGAAGGGAGCAUGGCCGAGAUAGAUCUGAUGGUCAUGAUCGUUUCCAUAGCCAAGACUCUGAUAGGCACAAAGAUUAUGAUAGAGACAGAGAGGGACGCCGUAGUCAUCAGUCGCGAUCUCGGUCCAAGGGUCAUUCUAGUAGGAGAUCAAAAUCUCGUUCUCGUUCUCGUUCAAGAUCCAAGAGCAAACGUGUUAGUGGCUUUGACAUGGCCCCACCAGCUGCUGCUCUGAUACCUGGUGCGCCUACUGCAGGUCAGCUCACUGGAGCCACUCCUACCAUUCCUGGGAUGUUCCCUAACAUGUUUGCUUUGGCAGCUGGACAGAUUCCUACAAUCCCUAUAAUGCCAAUGCAAGCCAUGACUCAACAGGCUACUCGACAUGCUCGUCGUGUAUAUGUUGGUGGUCUUUCACCAACUGCUAAUGAGCAGACAGUUGCAACGUUUUUUAGUCAGGUGAUGUUUGCUAUUGGAGGGAAUACAGCUGGUCCAGGUGAUGCCGUUGUUAAUGUUUACAUAAACCACGAGAAGAAAUUUGCAUUUGUAGAAAUGAGAACAGUUGAAGAAGCAAGCAAUGCAAUGGCAUUGGAUGGCAUUAUUUUUGAGGGUGCUCCAGUGAAGGUUAGAAGGCCGAGUGAUUAUAACCCUUCCCUUGCAGCUGCACUUGGUCCCAGCCAACCUAAUCCCAAUCUUAACCUCGCGGCAGUAGGACUGUCACCUGGUUCUGCUGCUGGCCUCGAAGGACCUGAUCGGGUUUUUGUGGGUGGUCUUCCGUACUAUUUCACUGAAGUGCAAGUUAGAGAGUUACUUGAAUCCUUUGGGCCUCUUCGAGGUUUUGAUCUUGUCAAGGAUAGGGAAACUGGCAAUUCAAAAGGAUAUGCAUUUUGUGUCUACCAAGACCUCUCUGUCACUGAUAUUGCUUGUGCGGCUCUUAAUGGUAUCAAGAUGGGUGAUAAAACUCUUACAGUAAGGCGUGCAAACCAGGGCACUACACAACCAAGGCCAGAACAUGAAAACAUACUAUUACAAGCCCAACAACAGGUUGCACUACAGAAACUUGUGUACCAGGCUGGAUCGCUUCCUACAAAGGUGGUAUGCUUAACUCAGGUGGUUACUCCAGAUGAACUGAGAGAUGAUGAGGAAUAUGAAGACAUAUUGGAAGAUAUGAGGGGAGAAGGUGGAAAAUAUGGUAAAUUGGUCAGUAUUGUAAUUCCACGUCCUGGACCGAACGGAGAGGCAGCCCCUGGUGUUGGAAAGGUAUUUAUGGAGUUCGACGAUAUUGACGGUUCUACCAAAGCCAGGCUAGGACUAAAUGGAAGAAAGUUUGGAGGGAACGAAGUUGUGGCAGUCUUUUAUUCCGAGAGCAAGUUUGCCCAAGGCGACUAUGAUGGCUAAUUGUUUAAAAUCCGUUACCACGAACUAUUUUUCUCCCUAGUAACAUUGUGUAAUAUACAGUAGUAUUUAUGAAGCAACUCAAUCCGGAUAUGAAUCAGUUUAGGGUUCCUUGUGUCAACCAAUCUUCCCGAUAUGAAUCAGUUUAGGGUUCCUUGUGUGAACCAUUUAAAAACAGGAAUUGAGUAGGCAUGUAUCAAAAUUUCAAAAGGCUUAGUGAAACUUUAAUAAAUAGAUGUAUGUUAAUGCAA
Molecule: messenger RNA, 2050 nt
Organism: Zingiber officinale
Lineage: Eukaryota; Viridiplantae; Streptophyta; Magnoliopsida; Zingiberales; Zingiberaceae
Product: splicing factor U2af large subunit B-like
Exons: 13
Coding region: 159-1802 (547 amino acids)
Biological process (GO): mRNA processing
Cellular component (GO): nucleus; nuclear speck; commitment complex
Molecular function (GO): pre-mRNA 3'-splice site binding; poly-pyrimidine tract binding
Source: RefSeq, a predicted model, not a curated record